AAUCSACUUUGYGUGACAGUACUCAGUCUGACAUGUCGUCGACGGACCAAAUCACUGCCAAAGUUGUCCUCUUGGGAAAAAACAACUCGGGUAAAACAUGCCUUUUGGAACGAUAUCUACAUCAACGAUACUUGGAGUAUGCAGAGGCGACUAUUGGAGCAGCAUAUGGCACAAAAACACUUGACAUCCGUGAUAAAAGAAUCACAAUGGGGAUCUGGGAUACGGCAGGAAGUGAACGUUACGAUGCCAUGAGUCGUGUUUACUAUCGUGGAGCAAAAGCGGCUAUUAUUUGCUACGAUCUUACUGAGGAGAGUAGUUUCCAUCGCGCAAAAUAUUGGGUCAACGAGCUGCAGACAUACGAAGAGUUCUGCAAUAUUUAUUUAUGUGGUACCAAGAUGGACAUGAUWCAAGGAAAUAACUCUUUACGUGCUAUCUCUUCCCGCACUGUGAAAGAAUAUGCAGAAAAAGUAAACGCAAAAUCAUUUCAAACCUCAAGCAAAACAGGUCAGGGGGUUGAGGGUCUUUUCUUUGCUGUGGCUGAAGGAUGCAUCGAUUUGGACGACACACAAGAGAGAGGUGGAGACAAAAUUAUCAGCUUCGAUAAAGAACUUAAAAAAUCAAAGAAGAAAUGCGACAGCUGUUGACAAUCUUGUAUUGAAAGAACUAYUUCUAAUACAGUUGUACUACAGUAGUUAGUUGAAUGAAAAYGGGAUGGGCUUCCUUUGUAACGGCCAGUUUGACCGCUAGGGACUAGUGACGAGAAAGUAAAAAUUCGAUCUCACUCUCCUUCUUCUGGCUCACAGAAAAAGACAGGAAGCCCAUGACUCUUAGUGAUGCCAGUGGAGGCAACGUUUGAAGUAUGCAAACUUAUUUUUACAGAAAAUUGGAUUGUUUUCACGCUACAAGUAGCAUUAUCGAUGACGUGAAUUUUUGCUAAAGAAACCUUGUCCACCAACUAUCUCAACAAUACCAUGAUGCACUUCGUCAUAUAGUACAUGACGUCAUUAGGCUAGACGACCAUUAUAAUAAACUGUAUAUUCAAUGCCUUCUCGACAAAAAUAAAACUGUUGUUUUAUAUGA
Molecule: messenger RNA, 1080 nt
Organism: Exaiptasia diaphana
Lineage: Eukaryota; Metazoa; Cnidaria; Anthozoa; Actiniaria; Aiptasiidae
Product: ras-related protein Rab-24
Exons: 8
Coding region: 33-644 (203 amino acids)
Molecular function (GO): GTP binding; GTPase activity
Source: RefSeq, a predicted model, not a curated record